This is a messenger RNA of Rhinolophus ferrumequinum (greater horseshoe bat), 4580 nucleotides long. It is a transcript of the gene MTHFR, whose product is annotated as methylenetetrahydrofolate reductase. Gene Ontology annotation, biological process: tetrahydrofolate interconversion. NCBI's taxonomy places the organism in Eukaryota, Metazoa, Chordata, Mammalia, Chiroptera, Rhinolophidae. Gene Ontology annotation, cellular component: cytosol. Bases 1568 to 3979 code for a protein of 803 amino acids. The transcript is spliced from 12 exons. Gene Ontology annotation, molecular function: FAD binding; methylenetetrahydrofolate reductase [NAD(P)H] activity. The record is from RefSeq and is a predicted model, not a curated record.
CCCCCAGCCGUGAAGCGAAGACUCACUUUCGGCCCCCAGCUUGGAUGGAGGUCUGGCGAUGAGGCGGCCCUGAGACGGUGGUGGUGAGCCAGCCCUCCGGGACGGGGCCUCAGCUUGCAUCCCCGUCACCCAGUGACCCGUGUGACUCGAUGCGCUGCCCUCCAGCCAUCUGGGCGUCGGAGGCGUUUUUUUCCGGCUCCAACCAUUUAAACCUGUCUCCCCGCCUUGCACCUGGGGAAGAGCCGUGGGCCGCUGACACUGCUAUCCCCGGUCCCCACUGCGUCGGGCUGCGCACAGGGAGUGGUGGGCUCCGAAUAAUCUCAUUGCUCAGUGCUUGGAACCGAUUAAAUAAGUGCUCAGUAAAUGGCAGAGGGUUAUUUUGAGAACGGAGUGACAGCGCCUGGCCCGUUGGACCUCACUGCUAGCUGUUAGUACCUUGUACCAGUCACUGGGGUACCAGGAUCCCAGUCACAGGCAGGAUACCACCCUGGUCUCAUGGAACUGGGACGAGGAGGGGAGACUAACCUGUGAACCCACAACAUUACAACCCAGGUGCUAUGGGAGCCCAGCUUAAAAUGGAUAAGUAGUGGUACAAGAAAGAAGGGUAUAAAAAGGGGGCGUGCCUAGCACACACUGGGAAUGCAGUAAGUCUUUAUUGGAUUUAAAGGAAGGAGCAGAUAUUUGUAGAUGGUUUCCGUCUCCUCCCUCUCUCUUGGUUUUGUUCCAGCAGACGAUUCAUACUAGGCACUCGUGUGAAUUCCUGAGACAGGCCAGCUAGGCUGAUCUUGACACUCACCCCUCUCUCAAUUCCAGUGGCCAUCCUCACCUACAAGCUGGAGUUUUAGGUCAGAAGCAAAAUGGGCAUCUCGGGGGAGAAAGCGUUGGCAGAAGUGUUCUUCGUGUGGCCUCGACUCCUUGACUUUGGGCGUGUCCGUGUGUAUUAUGUGCAUUUGUGUGUUUUGGGGGAGAGGAACAGUGCAUUUCAUCAGUUUCUCAAGACUCUAGGAUGCCAAAAUGGUUAAGAACACCGGCUUAGCAGUGGACUUUCCCUGAAAGGAAUGCACUUGGUCUGUUUGUUCCCCCAAUUUUCAUGUCACCACACACCAGGUUUUCAGUACUGUGUGUUUGCACAUUGCUGGGCAAGAGUAGUGUUUUGUUUUUUUUUAAGCAUUUGUCUUAUUUUUCCCACCAAACUGCCCAGUGGCACCGUGCCUUCCGUUGGCCUGCCUGUGGUUGUUAUGAGUCAGGGUUUCGGAUGUGGUGGCUGUGGUGGCUGUGGGGUCACUAUAAUUACUGUAACUGACUUCAGGGAUGUGCCUGGAAGGCAGCUUUUGUUCCGAGUUGGACAUCAAUUCAUGCCCUUACUGAACUUGGGUCUGGCUACUUUUGAAACCCAGCCAGUUUCAAGUUCUAACCCAGGACACGGUCUUUUUGGGGUAGCAUGAACUAGGAGGAAUCUGGUAGGAUUCUGGAAUCCGGUAGGAUUUCUCUGGUAGGAGAAAUCUGGUUGCUUUGUCAAGCCCUCACCCCUCCCAUCCCGCACACCAACUGUUCCAAGUAACAGGAGAUGUUGCAGGCAGGGCCAGGCGGAGCUAUUCCUUUGGAGAGUGAUCCAGUGACCCUGAACGUCUGUUGGCCUCAUCUCUACCAACCUCUGCAGUCUCUGGCCGGCGUCCCCUCCUUCCAUCUCCCUUCUGCAGCUGCCGCUGCGCCUCAGCCCUCCCUCUGGUCUGGAGGCUUUGUCCCCGCCCACCUCUCCCUUUGCGGAAGCCCCAGCUCCAGCUUAAAGCUUUUACUUUGUCACAACUCCGCCCAUUCAAGACACACCCGCUGGGGAAGUUUCCUCUGUUUCUCCUCAGCCGGUUCUGUGUCAGAGCCGGCAGAGAUGGACCAUCCCAAACCCAAGGUCCUCCCAGCCGGGCACCACUGCCCCUCCCUGGGAAUGUGGGCAUUGGAGGCGGGCAGCGUGAGGUUCUCUGUGCCACCCUCCAUCAGCAGGAACUCAGUCAUGGUGAACGAACCUGGAGGGCAUGGCGGCCCCAACCCCUGCCUGGAGGGCAGCAGCAUUGGUCGUGAGAGCUCCAAGGUUCGUUCGAGAUGUUCCACACGGGGUCUGAAGCCUGAGCGGCAUGAAAGACUGAGGGAGAAGAUGAGGAGGAGGAUGGAAUCUGGUGACAAGUGGUUCUCCCUAGAAUUCUUCCCUCCGCGGCUUGCUGAGGGAGCUGCUGAUCUCAUCUCAGGAUUUGACCAGAUGAGGGCAGGCGGCCCCCUCUUCAUAGACGUGACCUGGCACCCAGCAGGAGACCCUGGCUCAGACAAGGAGACCUCCUCCAUGACAAUUGCCGGCAUUGCUGUGAACUACUGUGGCCUGGAGACCGUCCUGCACAUGACCUGCUGCUGUCAGAGCCAGGAAAAGAUCACGUGCCAUCUGCACAAGGCUAAGCGUCUGGGCCUGAAGAACAUCUUGGCAUUGAGGGGAGACCCCGUAGGUGACCAGUGGAAAGAGGAGGAAGGAGGCUUCUGCUACGCUCUAGACUUGGUGAAGCAUAUCCGAAGCGAGUUUGGUGACUACUUUGACAUCGGUGUGGCAGGUUACCCCAAAGGCCACCCUGACGCAGGGAGCUUUGAGUCUGACCUGAAGUUCUUGAAGGAGAAGGUAUCUGCAGGAGCCGACUUCAUCAUCACCCAGCUUUUCUUUGAGGCUGACACAUUCUGCCACUUUGUUAAGGCUUGCUCCGAGAUAGGCAUUACCUGCCCCAUCCUCCCCGGAAUCUUUCUUAUUCAGAACUACCACUCCCUCCAGCAGCUUGUGAAACUGUCCAAGCUGGAGGUGCCACAGCAGAUCAAGGACAAGAUCGAGCCGAUCAAGGACAAUGACGCUGCCAUCUGCAACUAUGGCAUCGAUCAGGCUGUGAGCCUGUGCCAGACGCUGCUGGCAAGUGGCUUGGUGCCAGGCCUCCACUUCUACACCCUCAACCGCACCAUGGCCGCCAUACAAGUGCUGAAGCGCCUGGGCAUGUGGACCGAAGACCCCAGGCGUUUCCUGCCCUGGGCUGUCAGUGCCCACCCCAAACGCUGGGAGGAAGAUGUGCGUCCCAUCUUUUGGGCCUCCAGACCAAAGAGUUACAUCUACCGCACCCGGGAGUGGGAUGAGUUCCCCAAGGGCCGCUGGGGCAAUUCUUCCUCUCCAGCCUUUGGGGAGCUGAAGGACUACUACCUCUUCUACCUGAAGAGCACGUCCCCAAAGGAGGAGGAGCUGCUGAAGAUGUGGGGGGAGGAGCUGAACAGCGAAGAAAGUGUCUUUGAAGUCUUUAUGCACUACCUCUCGGGAGAGCCAAACCGGAAUGGCUGUAAAGUCACUUGCCUGCCCUGGAAUGACAAGCCCUUGGCAACCGACCCCAGCCUGAUGAAGGAGAAGCUGCUGUGGAUGAACCGGCGGGGCGUUCUCACCAUCAACUCCCAGCCCAACAUCAACGGGCAGCCAUCCUCCCACCCGGUCUUGGGCUGGGGCCCCAGCGGGGGCUAUGUCUUCCAGAAGGCCUACUUGGAGUUCUUCACUUCCCCCAAGACAGUGAAAGCGCUUCUACAGGUUCUGAAGAAGUACGAGUUCCGGGUUAACUACCACAUCGUGGAUGUGAAGGGUGAAAACAUCACCAAUGCCCCUGAGCUGCAACCCAAUGCUGUCACUUGGGGCAUCUUCCCUGGGCGAGAGAUCAUCCAGCCCACCGUGGUCGAUCCUGUCAGCUUCAUGUUCUGGAAGGAUGAAGCCUUCGCCCUGUGGAUCAAGCAGUGGGGCAAGCUGUACGCCGAGGCGUCCCCAUCCCAGGAAAUCAUCCGGUAUAUCCACGACAACUACUUCCUGGUCAACCUGGUGGACAAUGAUUUUCCCCUGGACAACUGCCUGUGGCAGGUGAUAGAAGACACAUUCGAGCUUCUCGACCGCCCACCUCAGACUGACAGAGACAUGGAGGCUACGUGACCCCGCACCCUGCCAUCCUUAGAGGCCCGUUGCGUCCUGCCUUCCUCCUCUCCAGUCCUGGUUCUCCUGGAGGCCCCUAUUCUCCUUGGUUUCUCCCAAGCCCUGGCCUCUGCUGCCCUGGAUGAUGAUGCCAGCUAGACUGGUAUGAGGCUUCCGGGCUCUGGCUGGACCUGCGUCAGCCCCACACAGGAGCCUGAGCAGGAGCAGGUGUUCCCUGCUCAGCCGGGAGAUUCUGCUCUUUUGCGAGGAGCGCCUCCCUCCUGCAGAGGACCUGAGAAGGGGAGGAGACUGGUGAGUGCUGACUAAGGCAGCCACUAGCAGCCAGCCUGGAGCCGCCAGUGACCUCGCACUUGGGACCUAUGGAGAACGGGCAAAGCGAACAUGGGCAGCAGGCACUUGUGGCACUGCAGAAGAGCUGUGGCAAAGCGAGGUGCUGCCCCCUUCCGCCUUCAAGAUGUUGGCAGCUGGGCAUUUCCUACUUGUGAUUAAAACGGCAGACACUGUCCUGCCCUGGCACCAGGCCCCUGGAUGGGCCUGGGGCUGAAACUUAAUACAAACAUUUCUUACCACCUUCUACUUCAGAGCUCAGCUGGGUUUUCAC